AUGAGCCGCAUUCGACUGAUACAGCCUGACGGCACUGAGGUCGACAUUGAAGACACCGGCAAUAAUCACGCCAGAAACCGUCCAGACUUAGAGGCCGCAACGUCUUGGCGAAAUAAUGGGGGCUCACCCUCUACGAUCCCGCAAGAUGUUCCCCGAGGGAUUCCGUCGGAUGGACAAACGGAAAUCAAUGAUCAUGGCGACACCGCACAGUUGAAAGCCGAGACCACCAAGAGCGAGUCAAAAGUUCCUAGGUCCUCAAAGGACGACAUUUCGCACGUCGGCGGUGCACCUGGUCUCGACGAUCGGGAGCCCGGCAUGCCCUUUGAUGUAUCUGAAUCAGAGAGUGAACUCGACUAUGACGAUCUUUGGGAUUCCAUUGACGAGCAGCUUAUAGAGCCCCCUCCAGAGAAUGGGAGGAAGUACCUUCCAUUGGACCAACUUCGCAAGAUAAUGGUCAAGCCGAGAGUUCGACAAGAAUUGAAGAAGUUAAAGGGUAUGGACCAAGAUACGAUUCACAGAUACGCCAAUGCAGUCUGCGACACUACAGACUAUGGAACCAUGCAAAGGACGACGAGACACAAGAUGUUUGCCACUCUAGUCCACAUUGAGCAUAUUGAGGCAUUGUCAAGUUUCAUUGACGAGAAGAUUCAUGACGUCCAUUUGCCAUUCAUCUUGCAAAAGAAGCCGCGUUGGCAUUUAACAUACACCACGACAGACAGGACGACUAAUGAAAAGAUUACUGCCAAAUUUCAAGGAAGCUACAGUUGGAGUAAGGCAAAGAUGAACUCGUUCGUCGAUCACCAGUGGCUAUUUAUGGCUCCUUUCUUCGACAUGAAGGCGAACAAGCCCCCCUUCUAUCCGCUUGAAGCAAGAGUUGUGCUUCCUUUCCGCAAGGAAGAGAAAUGCGAUCCGGCAUAUGGGGGCUUUAGUACCGUGUCGAGGACACAUAUACAUGAAGCCCACCACAACUCUAAGCAUGCAAACCGGGCGGCUUUCGAGCGGGAGCUUCAUGCAAUGAAGAAGUUCAACCGACAAGGUCAUCCACAUCUCAUGAAGCUUCUCGCUACAUAUCAGUAUCAACAACAUUGGUAUUUUAUUUUCCCUUGGGCGAAUGGAAACUUGAGGGAGUUUUGGCAGCAGCAUCACACACCUCAACCAGACCACCAGCUCGUCGUUUGGAUUGCAGACCAAAUAACUGGCAUUGCGUCUGGUCUAAAGUUGAUUCAACACCCUCCCAAGGACCCUACAUUAACUCAAGACGCGAGAGACUCUGGUAGACAUGGUGAUUUACGACCAGAAAACGUGCUUUGGUUCAGAGAUCACGACAAAGAUAAAAGCAUCAUCGGUAGUGGGGUUCUCAAAAUUGCUGACUUUGGCCUCACCAGUUACCACCACCACAGCUCCAGAUACGACAAUGCCAAAGACGUGAAUUUUGCCCAGACUUACAAAGCACCCGAAGUGGAUGUGGCUGAGGAAGUUUCGCAACCUUACGAUAUCUGGACUUUGGGUUGCCUCUUACUAGAGUUUGUUACGUGGUAUCUCAAGGGUUGGCAAGGGGUGGAUGAAUUCUCCGGCGACCGGGCCAAGAAUGACGCGAAAGAAGACGAAAUCCCUCUGGAUACGUUUUAUAACAUCAUAAUGGUGGACGGUGUCAAACAAGCUGUUCUCAAGCCAACUGUCAAAGAGUUACUCACUUACAUCAGCGAUCAUCUCCUCCGAAUAGAUCCCAAAAAGAGACAAAAGUGUCUCGAUGUGGCGAAUACGAUGAAACAAAUGGCUGGGGAUUUCAAGCAGAAUCAAGAAUACGCUGUUUCUGGGUGCAAACCGCCUAACAAGUCCGGUACGACCGAAAUUACUCGAACUGAAAAAACGGUCCCGGAUUAUGGACACGCCGAAACAGAAUUCGGCACUCAAACAACGUUGGUUGGGUCCAGAGAUCCUUCUCCGAAACGAAGCGAAAUCCCCCAGGAUCAUGAUUCUGUGCUGCCAAACAGCACCAAAGGUCAUAAUGGCCACGUGGUGUAUCAGAAUGCUUCGAUAGAGUAUUCAAUUGAAACGCCCAAUACCACCACUACAAAGGUGAUACCCAUUGAGACACAAACCGUCUCUAACAGCGGCGGUGAGACAAAACAGUCUGAUACAAUCGAAAACGGAGGUGGGGGGGAUUCCAAAAGGAGAGGUGGUCACUCAGCAGGAAAGCGCUCUACGUUAUGGAGGAAUGAGUCCACCUUGGUCGAGACGGGCGGCGGCGGCGGCGGCGGUGGCGAGAUGCAUGUUAUGUCGCCAGGCAGAGCAUACACACAGUAG
Colletotrichum graminicola M1.001 is the source of this 2307-nucleotide messenger RNA. RefSeq names its product protein kinase domain-containing protein. Gene Ontology annotation, molecular function: ATP binding; protein serine/threonine kinase activity. The coding region runs from base 1 to 2307 and encodes 768 amino acids. Lineage: Eukaryota; Fungi; Ascomycota; Sordariomycetes; Glomerellales; Glomerellaceae. Gene Ontology annotation, biological process: peptidyl-threonine phosphorylation; peptidyl-serine phosphorylation. The record is from RefSeq and is a predicted model, not a curated record. The transcript is spliced from 4 exons.